This is a messenger RNA of Coregonus clupeaformis (lake whitefish), 1483 nucleotides long. RefSeq names its product COP9 signalosome complex subunit 7a-like. Gene Ontology annotation, cellular component: COP9 signalosome. The record is from RefSeq and is a predicted model, not a curated record. Gene Ontology annotation, biological process: COP9 signalosome assembly. NCBI's taxonomy places the organism in Eukaryota, Metazoa, Chordata, Actinopteri, Salmoniformes, Salmonidae. The transcript is spliced from 8 exons. Bases 107 to 877 code for a protein of 256 amino acids.
UCGUCCAAUGAGCAGUGAUGUUCUCCUUUGUUGUCAAACGUGCACUGACGGCAGAGCUGAGCGAUUCGGGGGACAGGCUAUCAACUUGAGUUAGCUUACCAAUAAGAUGGAGGUAGAGCAGCUCCUCUCUCUCUCAGGCCCGGCGUUGGCCCAGGCUGUAAGUUCUCUGCUGGAGACACCCGGCCUCUACGUGUUCUCAGACAUCCUUGAGCUGCCCAACGUCAGAGAGCUGGAGACAGGCCCGCACGCACCAGUGUAUCAGCUACUCAACCUCUUCGCCUAUGGAACCUACUGUGACUAUAAAGAGAGGGCAGCCUCUCUCCCAGAGUUGACCCCAGCCCAGAGGAACAAACUGCGUCACCUCUCCAUCAUCAGUAUGGCAUCCAAUCUCAAGUGCCUGCCCUACUCCCUGCUCCUGCAGCAGCUGGAGCUGAAGAACGUGCGGGAGCUGGAGGACCUGCUGAUCGAGGCGGUCUACUGUGACAUCAUUCAGGGCAAGCUGGACCAGAGGAACCAGCAGGUGGAGGUGGACUGCAGCGUGGGCCGAGACCUGGGGCCCAACGAGCUGCCCAACAUAGCCAACACACUGCAGGAGUGGUGUUCAGGGUGUGAGGCGGUCCUGUGUGGGAUCGAGGAGCAGGUAACCAGAGCCAAUCAAUACAGAGAGAGCCAGCUGAAGGUCAAAGUUCAGGUGGAGACAGAGGUGUCAAACCUCCAGAAAACGCUAAAGGCCAGCUCCGCCUCCCCGUCAUCCGGCCCCGCCGCCGCGGGAGCCGCAUCCAAUCAAGAUGCAGACCAGCCGGCCGAGCCACGAGACCCUGCCUCCUCUCAGGAACCACGGCAACCGGGCAAGAAGAGUUCAAAGGUCAAGGGGUAAGUAAGGCUCCGCGGAAGUGGGAAGAUCUGGUCCAAGUCCAACUGAAGGCAGAGAGAGAGACCCGGAACACCCCCACUGAUCCACUGACAGAUGGACGGACUGACACACAGGUUGACAGACACGUAGACUCACACAGACUCAUAGACUGAUAAUGUGACCAAUGCACAGACAGACAGACAGAUUUACACACAUCGUACACAUUCACGCAAACACACACACACACAAAUAUAUACAGACACUGAGUCAGACAGACACACUUGCAGUGAGUGACAGACUGACACCCAUUCUGAUAGGUGUGUACACACACAACCAGACAGACAGACGGACUAUCUGCACUGUGUAUAUACACAGACCCAAACCCAUUCUAACAUGUACACAGAGUAUAAUCUGCACUGGGCAAAGCUUUGCUGCUGUCGGUCUUGUCAGGAGAAGCAGAGCCACAAGCAGUGAAACCGAAUGUGUGUAUUUGAUGUGUGUAUGUGUGUACUCUUGUGUUACACUUUUUGUUUGUUUGUAUUUUUUUCUGCUGAGGAUUGAGUUAAGACAUGUAUAAAAUCAGGAUAUUAAUUAAUUGUUGGUAUUAAAUUGAACCCCUCUAUUCAUUUA